AUAAAUAAAAUAAAUACUAUAAUUUAAUAGAAAGUAAGAGUUAUUAAUCAAAAGUAGAGCUAAAGUAGAUACCGAGAAAAGAAAUAUGUGUAGUGAAUUUUUAACCCUUGUCCUCUACAGAGAAGAAAAACACCUUUGAAUUCGUCAACAAUUUGCUUAACCAUUGAAGGUGGAAAAAUAACUUGCUUUUGAGAACACACUCUAUAUUACUAAGUGAUUAUUAGAAAUCCAAAAUCAAUACGAAUAAUUAAAUUUUAAAACAAAAGAAAAAUAAGCAUCCUUCGUAUUACCUUAUUUCAUCUUCUUCCUUUUAGUCUUCUAACUAAUACAGACUUUGUUGCAAUUCCAUUUUAUGCUAUUUAUUUUCCUUCGGAUGAAAAUUGGUCUUUGAAGAGAAAGACUCAAUUUUGACUGAAGACAGAAACAUGUCUAAGACAGGUGUUAAUCUCGCAACAAAGAGGAGCUGCAUGCCAAACAGAUUUCAACUUCCUUGCCACGUCUCAAGCCAGAUGGUUCCAUUUAUAGACAAACUGUGCCUCUUUGCAGAGGAAAAAAGGUAGCCUUAUUCAUUUAAAAGAAAAAAAGCUUGGUUGAAACUAAAACUAAGCAGAGAGCACCGCUUGCUUGUUAAAUCUCAGUUGAAUGUUCCAUAAAAGUGCCACGUGUCUGCAUAAGACAUUUUUUAUAUAUAAAGGUAUAGAUUGUCUUACUUUUUAUUGGGUUGUUUUGGAUCAUAAGCAAGCAAGUCGGUUCAAAGACAGCCAUGGGAAGGUCUAUUCUGCAACACCCACCUCUGCCAAAGCUCAUCUGAAUCUUCUAAUGGAUCCUCCCCUACAGUGCUUCUUUAGCAUAUGCUGCACCCUUUUUGCCCUUUUCAGUUGCAUAUACUUUUAUCAGUCUUCAAAGAAACCAAGCAGAAGCUGCAGUGCUCCACAAGCCGGUGGUGCUUUACCUAUCAUUGGUCACAUGCACCUCUUUGGUGGUCAGCAGCUCACACACAAAACCUUAGGUGGCAUGGCUGACAAAUACGGACCUGUCUUCUCCUUAAGGCUAGGAUCACACGAAGUGUUGGUUUUAAAUAGUUCGGAAAUGGCCAAAGAAUGUUUCACUGUCCAUGAUAAAGUUUUCUCCACUAGACCAAUCAUUACUGCUUCAAAGAUUCUAGGCUAUGAUUUUGCUAUGUUCGGGUUUGCUCCUUAUGGACCUUACUGGCGUGAGAUUCGCAAGAUAACUACGAUUGAGCUUCUAUCUAACCACCGGAUUGAUAUGCUCAAACAUAUACGAGUUUCAGAGGUAAAGAGUGCAAUAAGAGAAUUGUACAAGUCAUGGCUUAGCAAAGGUAAUGGAGGAAGUGGAGUAUCCGUGGAUAUGAAGCAGUGGUUUGGGGAUCUAACUCAUAAUAUUGCUUUGAGAAUGGUUGGGGGAAAAAGAUACUUCGGACCAAACGCUGAUUGUGAGGAAGCUGAAGCACGAAGAUGCGAGAAAGUAAUGAGAGAUUUUGUUCAUCUGUUCGGAGUGUUCGUGUUGUCUGAUGCAAUACCAUUUCUUAGAUGGUUGGAUUUCCUAGGAUAUGAGAAAGCCAUGAAAAGAACAGCAAAAGAAUUGGACAGUAUUGUAGGAGGGUGGCUGGAGGAGCAUAAACAAAAGAGGCUCAUGUGUGGAGGGGUGAUAAAAGAGCAGGAUUUCAUGGAUGUGAUGCUCAACAUCCUGGAAGACGCCAACAUUACUUGUUACGACGCCGAUACAAUCAACAAGGCUACUUGCUUGAAUUUAGUCUUAGCAGGGAGUGACACAACCAUGGUCACUCUCACUUGGGCCUUGUCUUUGCUAUUAAAUAAUCCGCACGUGCUAAAAAGGGCCCAGGAUGAGCUAGACAUGCACGUCGGCAAGCACAGACUGUUGGAAGAAUCUGAUGUUAGAAACAUGGUCUACCUUCAAGCCAUUGUCAAGGAAACAUUGCGCUUAUACCCACCAGAGCCAGUCAUUAGCCUUCGGGCUGCAUCGGAAGAUUGCACUCUCUCAACAGGCUACCGCAUUCCAUCUGGUACACGACUGAUGGUAAAUGCCUGGAAGAUUCAACGUGACGAGCGUGUAUGGCCAGAACCCCAUGAUUUUCAGCCCGAGAGAUUUUUGACCACCAAUAAGGAUAUGGAUUUUCAAGGCCAAACUUUUGAACUCAUCCCAUUUGGCUCAGGACGAAGAUCGUGCCCUGGGGUGUCACUAGCCCUCAAGAUGCUGCACUUUAUCUUGGGCAGCUUCUUGCACAGUUUCAAAGUUGCGAAAUUAUCAGAGCUGGAAGAUGUAGAUAUGACGGAAAGCCCUGGGUUAACAAAUCCAAAAGCAACACCUCUUGAGGUUCUCAUCACUCCACGUCUUGAUUCGAAGUUCUUUGAGAUAUAGGCAAAGAAUUCAUAUAUUUAGCUGGAAGAAAAAGUAUACACUGUGUGACUACUAUGGUGGAAUAGAUGCGUGUUUCAAGCGUCCCGUUUACCAAACAAGACGUCGAGAGUUUCACUUAACCAUUCCCCUCCUGCAGCCAAAGUGAUAGCGGCUGUAGCAUCCACCGGUAAUGUGUGGAAGAGGGUAAGCUUUCUAUGUGGAUAGGACGUAUCAACACCUUUUGCAUCUUUUAAUUUUAAAGGAAAUAUCUAAAAAUAAUAAUAUUGUGUUGGGUCCUGAGGACCAGGAUGGCCGAAGAUCAAAAAUAAAAACCUAAAUGUGCCGUCCUUUGUUAGUUUUGUUAUUAAAAUGGUUGAUUUGGUUGCUAAACAAGAAGUUACAAUAAUAACUCUUUUUGCUUUUAUUUUUU
Molecule: messenger RNA, 2809 nt
Organism: Gossypium raimondii (Peruvian cotton)
Lineage: Eukaryota; Viridiplantae; Streptophyta; Magnoliopsida; Malvales; Malvaceae
Product: cytochrome P450 CYP82D47
Exons: 2
Coding region: 643-2400 (585 amino acids)
Biological process (GO): defense response to other organism
Molecular function (GO): iron ion binding; monooxygenase activity; oxidoreductase activity, acting on paired donors, with incorporation or reduction of molecular oxygen
Source: RefSeq, a predicted model, not a curated record